Messenger RNA from Manis javanica (Malayan pangolin), 5179 nucleotides. RefSeq names its product Rho guanine nucleotide exchange factor 37 (gene ARHGEF37). Gene Ontology annotation, cellular component: cytoplasm. The record is from RefSeq and is a predicted model, not a curated record. Gene Ontology annotation, molecular function: guanyl-nucleotide exchange factor activity; protein binding. NCBI's taxonomy places the organism in Eukaryota, Metazoa, Chordata, Mammalia, Pholidota, Manidae.
CUUCGCGCUGGCUGCGGGCCGGAGUAUGGCUGCCGCUGCAGCCACCAGGCUCCCGCGGCCGGGGCAGACCCCCGGGAGCCGAGUGGAAAACAACCCGGCUCCACACAGGAACAAAGGCUGGAGCCCCGCCGCCCUUCGCGGCGCACGCACGCACGCAGCGUGGGCAGAGCCGCGUCUGCCCGCCCCCUCCGAGGAGCAGCGCGCCCAGGUCCCCGCGCCGCCCUGGCGGCCGGGCUCCGAGCAUGAGCGCCGGCACCUGGCGUGUGAGGCCACCUGAUCCCUGUGACCCAGCCGAGUCCCUUUACACGUGGGAAACUGAGGCUCAGAGAGAACCUGCUGCCAUGGCUGAACGUGGGGUUGAUGAGCCGUCCUCCAGGACUGGGAGUUCGGAUGGGGAAGAUCAGGUCUCUGAGGAUAGGUCGUUGCUCCAUCAGAGGCUGGCCAUCAGGGAGCUCAUGGACACCGAGGUCUCCUACGUGCACAUGCUCCGGCUCUGUGCCUUGGAUAUCAGGAGCCGUCUGCAGCAGCUGCCCCAGGGAGAUCUGGACAUCCUGUUCUCAAACAUCAACGAUAUCAUCAAGGUGAACAGCAAAUUGCUUGCAGAUCUGCAGGAGACAGCAUCCAGGGAAGAGGAACAAGUACACCUAAUUGGUAACUUAUUCCUGGAAUUCCAAGAGGAGUUGGAGCGAGUCUAUAAAGUCUACUGUGCCAGCUACGACCAGGCCCUGCUGCUGGUGGACACCUACCGGAAGGAGCCAGAGCUGCAGCAGGAGAUCCAGGGCAUCAUUGAGGCGGUGGUGCCGCAAGCUGGACCCUCAGGCCUCAGUUUCUUACUGGUGAUUCCUCUGCAAAGGAUUACCAAGUACCCAUUGCUGCUGCAGAAAAUCCUGGAGAACACACUCCCUGAUGCCAGGGCCUACCCUGUCCUGCAAGGGGCUGCCUCCGCCCUCCGGGACGUGAACACUAACAUCAAUGAGUACAAGAUGCGCAAGGAAGUGGCCUCCAAGUACACCACGGUGGAGCAGCUGACGCUCCGGGAGCGGCUGUCUCGCAUCAACACGCACACCCUCUCCAAAAAGACCACCCGGCUGAGCCAGCUGCUGAAGCAGGAGGCAGGGCUCGUGCCCAGGGUGAGCAUGGGCCAGAGGAAGGGCCACAUCCCAGUCAUCCCAAGGAGCAAGGAUGUGCAGCAGACAGAAAACAAGGAAUUUGAUGAUUUAGAAGAGAGGUUCCACUGCGUGUCACUGUGUGUGACCGAGAUGAAGAACAAUGUGGCUGUUUACCUGGAUAAUCUGGAGGCUUUCCUCCACUUCAGGCCCCAGGAGUGCGACCUGGACAUCCCCGAGGGGCCUGUGGUGCAGUCCUGCAGCCUGGCCAGAGACCUCCAGCUCCAGGCCUUCCCCCAGUUUAAGCAGCGGCUGGAAGGCCUAGUGUGGCAGCCACUGUGCAGCCUGGCCAAAGCCAUGACUGGACCUCAGAACCUGAUCAAGAAGCAUCUAGACAAACUACUGGACUUUGAGAGGGUGGAAGAGAAGCUGCUGGAGGUGGGCAGCGUGACCUACAAAGAGGAGGUGGUGCAACACACGUUCCAGGCACUCAACUCCCUGCUGGUAGCUGAGCUCCCGCAGUUCAACCAGCUGGCCAUGCAGUGGCUGGGCCACAUCCUGUGCACACUGGUGGCCCUCCAGAGGGAUCUUGCCGAGCAAGUGCUGCAGAGGGCAGAGGGCAGGUUGGCCCAGCUGCCCCACCACCAUGUCUCUGAGCCAGCCUUCAAGAAGCUGAUGGAGGACGCACUAGGCCAGGCGGGUCAACAGCUUCGCUCCUUUCAAGAAAACUUUGAGACAGUGCUGCCACCUCCCAACACACAACCACUCCUUCCAGGGUCUGAACGCCAGGUGCAGUCUCUCCUGAGCAGAUACGGCCCAGGAAAACUGUACCAGGUGACAAGCAGUACCAGCGGGGCUGGAACUCUGGACCUGACACUUCCACGGGGCCAAAUCGUGGUCCUGCUUCAAAACAAGGACACGAAAGGCAACAGCAGCCGCUGGCUGGUGGACACCGGAGGAUGUCGUGGUUACGUGCCAGCUAGGAAACUGGAGCUGUACCAAGUCUUCCUGAGUAAGGAGGAGCUCAGAGGGCAAGUGGAGCCUGGCAAGAACUCUCAAUGUCUAACACCAGAGCCCACUCCAGCCCCAGUCUCUGUCCUGACCGUGACCCAGGUGGUGGCAAUGUACCCCUUUGUGGCCAGAAGCAGCCAUGAAGUGAGUCUGCAGGCAGGUCAGCCAGUGACUGUCUUGGAAGCCCAGGACAAGAAGGGGAACCCAGAGUGGAGCCUGGUGGAAGUGAACGGGCAGAGGGGCUACGUGCCUUCCAGCUUCCUGGCUAGGGCCCCAGGCCCAGCUCAGUGGGGUUGGAGUCUGCCCUCCUAGGUGCCCUCCUUGAGCCCAUGUUGCCGAGGGAGGGGGGAGGCUUAGAGGCUGUGACCCUGCAAGGGAGAGGAAGCAAAGAGAAGGUGGGGGUGGAAAGGGAGAUCAGGCCAGGGUGGGGUGAAGGCCACCCAGAGGGCAGCUGGAAGAGGUGGGUGGGCUUUGCAGAGUGCCUGGCGCUGGUGGGCACAAAAGGCUCCAGCCAGGCCCACUCAUGUCUACAUAAAGAGGUCAUUCCUAUCUGAAGUCACAACACCCUGGAUGGCCGGUCUAGCUGAUUAGGCUUUGCCAUGGCUUCUGGCCAAUCUUACCUGUGCCCAGAUCCAGGCCUGGUCAUGGGAGUGGGUGGCCCAGGUGAAUGGUACCUGUGUGCUGUGUGGUUGCAGGGAGGGGCCCUGGAGAACCAGAACUGUGGGCCCUAACACUUUACUUCCUACCUGUGGUAUCAGGAGGCACCAUAGCUGACCAGUCAUCGGCUAUUUCUCCAUGCUGGGAGUGGAACCAUCUUGGGCAGUGAACUCCUGGGAGCCCUAGAAGGGGAGUGAGACUUGUCAGGGCAAUGAAGAGGUUCCCAGGAGACUCUUGGCUGGACCUAGGGGUGGGUGUGACUAAGUCACAGGUCUGGAAUGUGUGUAGGAAAAGUCAGAGGCAGUUCCAGAGAAGAGGGGAUUUUGAGGGUGUGUGAGACUUCUGGCAGCAGUUCUACACUGCUCCUGUGUUCUCUGGACUAAGGGACAAAGGGUAUGCAAAUCAUAGAGAAAACUCUGUGAAGCUGAUGACUAAAAGCCUGCUGGGUGGAGAAGGUUAGGCAAUGGCUUGUUUUUCUGUUUCUGGAAGAAGGGGAAACACCUGUGGUUUCAGGAGGCCACUGAGGGCCUGGAGGCAAGAAUGGACAUGAUGCCAGUUGGCUCUGGGACCUUGGACAUAGGACACAGCCUGAUUUUUCCCAUCCAUAAAGACUAACUCAUAGGGCUGUGGUGAGAUUAACAUGAGGCUAAGAUAUGAAAGCUCCUUGCAAAUCAUUACGUAUGAUAUAAAUUGCCAUCAGUAGCAGGAUGUGCCUGGAUGUGGUCUCAGGGUGGCCCCAGCAUCAGCUGGCCCUGGCUGCAAAUGGGAGCAUCAUACUGCUGUUUCCCAGCCCCUUUCCAUGGCAGAUGUCAUUAAUCAGCAUGGUGUCCUUCCCAUAAACCCAGGAUCUACCUUGGGAUCCUUCUCAAUGCUGCAUUCUAGGUAGCCAGUCUCUAGAACUUGGUGAGGUCAAACCUAAUGUCAUUCCUUUCUAGAACCUGGAAAUUGAAAAACAGUUCCUGUUCAGGGAAGACUAACCCACUUGGGGCAGUGUUGGGUAUAGCUCCUAUUGGGACAUCAUCUCUAGGUUGUCACUUUGGGCUAAGAUAAAUUUCAAGAUUCACAGAAGAGGGAAAAGGUGAUCCAGAAUGAUCUUUAAUAGAAAUCACAAAUUUUGGAACCAACCCAAGGAGAGUGUAUGUGAAAGCAGGCAGCAGUAUAGACUUAUUUCCAAGAACAUUUCUAUGUUAUUGUAACUAUAGAGCCAAAGCUAUUAGCUCUGGGUUUUGGAGGGCUUUUAAGAAACAGAUACAGUCUGUAACUCACCUUGUCUGGGCUUGUGAAAGCAUGAAGCCUGCAUAAUGCAAGAGCAACUCAGUCCCACAAUCCCCUUCCUGGCACCAAAUUCACUUAACAAGGUGCUCUUGAGUCCUUUCCCUUUCUCUUUCCUGCUCCGAUUUAUAAUACAAAUAGGAAGCUUAGGGGAACAGAUGAUAAAAUAGGAAAUGCAUUUGUGGAUUCCACAGGUACUCACUGAGACUCUACUGUGGGCUAGAACCCUAGCUCAGGGCUUCUCGGUGUGGCCGCUCGCUGCAGUCACCGGCAGCUUUCAGCCGUGAUGGACGCCAGGAUCCCACCCAGAGGUUCUGAUGUAAUUAGCCUGGGGUACGGCUUGGGCCUCAGGAACUCAGGAAGCUCCCCCACGUGCUGCUAAUGUGUGGCCAGGGUUAGGGACCUCUGCGCUAGACACGCAGUGCUAGACAAGAUAGGCUGGGGAUCAGAAACGGCCACAGGCUGUAAGCUAGGACACGCCGCGUCCAACCUUUGUACUAGCUUAGAUGUUUUGAACAGCCAGUUUUGGGGGUGAUUUGAAAUAGGACAGCCUGUCAGGUCCCAGAUGUAUGUUUAUUAAGUGCCAUUAAAAGGGACCUGAGCAAAAUUGGAUGUUCUUAUAGGCAUAAGGGAGAAAACUGAAAUACACUUGGAACCAAAUCUAUCUCAUGAGGGUGAAAUAAAAAUAUAUUCCGUAACACAUGGGUUAUGGUUUCCCAUAGACUGGGCGAUGAGAUUAAAAGCCACUGAAGGGUGAGAAAAUGCAUAUUGAGAAGAUGGAGAAUGGCUUGAAUUUUCUCCAGGGGACUCGGUAAUGUGCCUUUCCCCCUCCCAAAUGCCUAGAAUCGUUGCGCUGUGUCUUAUUUAUUUCACUGUCUGCCUGUCAUGCAUUAAACUUGCUAAGGUAUUUGCUUGUGAACUGAACAAGACUUGCAAGAGUUGAAGACUAAUUCACAAGGGUGCUCCUUGCUCCCUGCUCUGGAGUAAGACCUCUUUAACCUUUCGGACCCCAACAUGAGGACAAGACUACAAUAUCAAAGGAAAGAGGAACGAAUUCUUGGUACUAUGAUGGGCUCUGGCUUGGUGGAUAGCUGAUGUGAACUACUGAGAAUAAAGAACGUUGAAGAUGUGAA